Messenger RNA from Rhododendron vialii, 946 nucleotides. Its product is annotated as HVA22-like protein k. Lineage: Eukaryota; Viridiplantae; Streptophyta; Magnoliopsida; Ericales; Ericaceae. The transcript has 8 exons. The record is from RefSeq and is a predicted model, not a curated record. The coding region runs from base 114 to 740 and encodes 208 amino acids.
GUGUUCAGUAGUCACGUUUUCUCAUCCGAAGUUAGGUUAAUUAUAAACAAACAACUCCAUCGUUCUCCAGUCUGCUACUAUCUGGGAAUCGUCUUCAGGUUUCUCUUUCCAUAAUGGCUUUGUUCGGCUCAAAUAUGCCCAGUGAGGUUGGGUUGCGCUUGCUCCUUUGCCCCCUAGGUUCCAACAUCGUCGUCCGAACAGCAUGCUGUUCAGUGGGGGUUGCCUUGCCUGUUUACUCUACUUUUAAAGCAAUUGAGACAAGAGACCAAACUGAGCAACAGAGGUGGCUAGUGUACUGGGCAGCUUAUGGAUGCUUUAGUAUUGCUGAAGUUUUCACUGACAAAUUAAUCUCAUGGUUUCCGCUAUAUUACCACAUGAAGUUUGGAUUUCUUGUCUGGCUUCAACUUCCAUCUGUUGAUGGGGCAAAGCAAUUGUAUGUGACUCAUCUGCGUCCAUUUCUGUUGAAGCAUCAAGCUAGACUGGAUCAAAUUGUGGAGUUUUCCUAUGGUGAAAUGGGUAAAUUUGUAAGCGCGCACCAAGCAGAAAUACAGUUUGCAAAAACACUUCUUGUGAAGAUGUGGAUGUCAGCAAACGAAAUGGCAAACGAUAUCUUGCACCCUGGGCAGAGACGAGGAACUGGUGCAAUUGAAGGCCCAAGAACACUCCGCAGCCGAGCCAACGAUGUAAUUGAAGGUCCGGAAACUCAAGUAGAGAACUCGGAAUCAGAAAAUGAUGAGUGAUGGGGGUCUGUUUUGUUUGUCUUUGAACGAUUCUCCCAUUGUUCUCUUCAGCAGCUCUUUUUUCCUUAGUGCAGUAUAUAGGUCACAGUUUUCUCUGCAGUAAAUUUUUUUUUCAAAAAAUCUAGUCUGUAAUGUGCCUGGCAUUUGGCAAAAACUAUUGGCAAGUGGAUAAGUUCGAAAUCAAUCUAAUCAUCUGUUUACGCAAA